AUGGUCGCCAUCUCCUACGUUGCGGUCCUGCUCAUGGCCGCCCUGCCCUCAUUGGCGGCGACCAACAAGACCGUAGAGGUACCGGCAUCGAACAUGGGCUACAUCAUUACCUUCAAGGACCACGUAACCUCGGCCGGCGUAGACAAUCACCACGCCUGGGUAGACCAGCUGCAUCGACGCAGCAUCGGAAAACGUAACCUCAACCUCCCCGGCACCGAACGCAAGUUUGAUAUUGGCAACUUCAAGGCCUACGCCGGAAAGUUCGACAAGGCUACGGUCGAGGAGAUUGUCCAGCACGAGGAUGUCUGGGAGCUGUACGACAGCGUUACGCAGCACAGCCCGCCCUACGGCCUAGGCAUCCUCUCGAACCGGCUGCCGGGCAACAACGACUACGUUUACGACGACAGCGCCGGCCGGGGCGCUACCGUCUACGUACUGGACACGGGCAUCAACGCCGGCCACGUCGAGUUUGGCGGUCGCGUCGUCAAGGGCCGAAACGUCUUUGGCGGUGCCUUUAUCGACACCCACGGCCACGGAACGCACGUCGCGGGCAUCGUCGGGAGCAGGACGUACGGCGUUUGCAAGGAAUGCACCAUAGUCGACGUCAAGAUCUUUUCCGGCGGCUCCGGCACCACCAUUAGCGUGCUCAGCGGCUACCAGUGGGCCGUCGACGACAUCAAGGCAAAGGGGAACUCGGCAAAGAGCGUCAUCAACAUGUCCAUCGGCUGCGGCGGCUCCAACGCCAUCGACGAGGCCAUCAAGAACUCGCACGACCAAAACAUCCUCACCGUCGUCGCCGCCGGGAACAAAUACGACAAUGCCGGCCGCUACUCUCCGGCCCGGUCACCCUACGCCUUGACCGUCGGUGCCGUCAACUCGGAUUGGAAACCGUGGGCGUGGGCCACCGGUAUAGGCUCCAACUACGGGCCGAGCGUCGACAUCUACGCUCCCGGCGAGGGCAUUUUAUCUCUCGGCAUCUGGUCGAGCACGCACCUCGUCUACAAGACCGGCACUUCCAUGGCCACGCCUCACGUUGCCGGCCUCGUCGCCUGUUUACAGAUCUCUGAGAAGGUCAGAUCGCCGGACGAGAUGAUGGCUCGAAUCAGGGCGCUUGCUACAAGGGGCCGCAUCGGCGGCAUUCGUGGGGAUACUGUUAACCUACUGGCCAACAACGGCCUUGGCAACCAGCAGAAUCAGCCGAACCAGGCAGCGAAAACUGUGCCGAUGGUGAGGCCGGACAUGAAGCAGGAACCGAAGCCGGAACCGAAGCCGGAACCGAAGCCGGAACCGAGGCCGGAACCGAGGCCGGAACCGAGGCCGGAACCGAAGCCGGAACCGAGGCCGGAGCCGAGGCCGGAGCCGAGGCCGGAACCGAGGCCGGAACCGAGCCCGAACAGGCCGGACGUGAAGCAGAACGGCCAGGAAAGACAGCGCCAAAACCUGUUCCUGACCAGCCCUUAUUGGCAGGGUGCUCACCCGAAGCAAGACACUGCCAAUAAUCGGGCCGCAAGCCAACGACAAGGCACGGGUCCUCUCUGGCAAGGCAACACCGGGCAUGGCAUCAGACGCAUCAGGGAAAGUCCCGGCCAAGGCACCAGGCAAGGCACCAGGCAAGGCACCAGGCAAGGCACCAGGCAAGGCACCAGGCAAGGCACCAGGCAAGGCACCAGGCAACGCCAAGGCACCUCUUGGGGCGGCCGGAGAAGAACGUACUGGUAUCGGGAGGGCAACCGCUGGAAGCAAGGUACCAGGUAUCAAGAUUAA
Messenger RNA from Drechmeria coniospora, 1764 nucleotides. RefSeq lists its product as uncharacterized. The coding region runs from base 1 to 1764 and encodes 587 amino acids. Gene Ontology annotation, molecular function: serine-type endopeptidase activity. Lineage: Eukaryota; Fungi; Ascomycota; Sordariomycetes; Hypocreales; Ophiocordycipitaceae. The transcript has 2 exons. The record is from RefSeq and is a predicted model, not a curated record. Gene Ontology annotation, biological process: proteolysis.